Striga hermonthica is the source of this 1731-nucleotide messenger RNA. The record is from the annotation of a GenBank genome assembly. Lineage: Eukaryota; Viridiplantae; Streptophyta; Magnoliopsida; Lamiales; Orobanchaceae.
AUGUCGCGCAAAUACCUUCAGAUCAAUCAAGUUGACCUCGACACGGAUGGUUGGACAGUGAUUAUUCAAGUGGUAGAAAAAGGCCAUGUUCAAUUUGGUCGUACAGGAAAAAAAGUACCUUAUCGAAGAUAUGUUUUCACGGAUUCACAGGGAACCAUUGUUGGCGCAACUGCUUAUGGAAGUCAGGUCGAAUUCUGGGAAGACCGAAUUAUACAAUACAAAAGGUACUAUGUAUCAGGAGCAAGGGUACAACCAGCAAAUCCUCAAUUUCAAAUCAGCGAGUAUGCUUUCACAUGGAGUCUACAAAAAGGCACACUGGUUGAACCAUUUCCAGAGAAAUUGCCGCCACAACUACCAUGCAAGAUACAGUUACAAGAAUAUGCUAAACUGAGAGCAUUUGCAGAGACAGAUCACCUACAAAAUGUCAUCGGUGUUGUUGUUCAUGCAUUGCCACCAAAAAAUCUUUCGGCAAAGUCAACCACGAAAGAGCUGAUCAUCGUUAAUGCAGAGAACAAACCGAUGAUUUUAACAUUAUGGAAUGAAUUCGCAAAAGAAGAAGGUGCCCAAUUGGCAAGUACGCUGCCCACGGGUAAUAUUAUUGUUGCAAUGCGGGUCAGGGUAACAACUUUUAAUCUGUUGUCAGUCACAACAACUUACCAGAGCAACAUAAUGAUCAAUCCUCCGAUGGCAGAGGCUGCUACUCUAAAACAAUGGUAUCUUAAACACAAGGAUGAAGUCAGCCAUCUACUGGAAUUAAAGGUGUACAAAGACCCGGAGUUCCUCUUACCGCCACCAAAUGAGUCGGAGAUUAUCUCAGUUCAAACAGCAUUGAAAAAUUUGCACAUUUUGAAAACUGCCUGGAUUCGAGGGACAGCAGUGCUUACACAUGGUCAAACAUCUUAUUGGACCACUGUCUGCCAAACUUGUAAAAAAGCAUUACGUGCUCAAGUUGGUUGGAUAAUAACAUGUACUAAGUGCAACACAGAGGGACCAGUCGAGCCUUGGUGCAGAUUCACUUUGGGGAUUGAAGACAACAGUGGCCUUAUACAAGCUGUCAUUAGUGGACCCGAGGCAGAGCAAUUGCUUCCAAUGACAGCAGCACAAAUGAGCUUAAACAAAAACCAUCUUCAAACGGCCAUGGAGGUUGAAGCAAACUUUGAAAAAAAACACAUCACUUGCUUCAUAAGGCACUACAUUCCCGAUUACCAAGACGGAGAUGAGUCUGGCUAUGCAGUUGUUGUUGUUUAUAUAAACGAGGAAAACAUUGAACCAGAAAUACCUGUAGAUGAGACAGCUACUCUUGUGCACCAACAAGCACUGGGAAAACAGGUACUUGUGGAAGAACAAUUAACCCCAACAGCACACAAACUACUCGCCUCAAUGCUGGACACCCCAUCGCCGGCUGCACCUGAAAAAGGAAAAAGGACAGCCACCGUCGCAGUCGUGCAGUGCCACCUUUGGAGAGCUUUUGCCCACCAGACGCGGCAAAACGUGGUCGGCGACAUCACCUCCUUCGUAGAAAGGGUCGCCUGGUUGAGGAGGGUCCGACGUCCAUUGCAGACAGGAACUGUUGCCAAGCUCAGUGCGCCUGAAAAUUCACCGCCGCCUCCGACCGAAAAGGUCGUCGCUUCCUUCGCCGCCGUCUCUCCGUUAAGUGGACCAGCGAAACGAAACAUAAUGGAUUGGCAAUGGACCUUGGAUUUUGGAUUGGAUAUAGGGACUUUAAACUAA